Messenger RNA from Fragaria vesca subsp. vesca, 2028 nucleotides. Its product is annotated as flavonoid 3'-monooxygenase-like. Bases 1 to 2028 code for a protein of 675 amino acids. The record is from RefSeq and is a predicted model, not a curated record. Gene Ontology annotation, molecular function: monooxygenase activity; heme binding; iron ion binding. Lineage: Eukaryota; Viridiplantae; Streptophyta; Magnoliopsida; Rosales; Rosaceae. The transcript is spliced from 4 exons.
AUGGCCAACAUGAUAAUGGCCUCCUCCAAGGUCCCAAUCUCGGCACUUGCUUCCACCAUAGCCAAGCCCAAGCUCCACCCUCUCCGAAUCUCCAUUCCCAAAACCCUUGCCAAACCCCACCUCCACCAGUCUCUCAAUUCCAUCUCCGUCAUGCCGCCAUCUCCCUCGCCGUGGAGAUUGAGAAGGCGCGCUGUUCGACUUCGACCUCACCUUCUUGAUCUAGGCCAUGCAAUUCCUCCUCCUCAUGGCGACGCUAUCGAAGAUGAAGUCGUGACGUGGACACAGGCGGAGUCUUUAAAAGGUGCGCUGUGGAGAUUGAGAAGGCGCGCUGUUCGACUUCGACCUCACCUUCUUGAUCUAGGCCAUGCAAUUCCUCCUCCUCAUGGCGACGCUAUCGAAGAUGAAGUCGUGACGUGGACACAGGCGGAGAUGGAUUUACAUACCGCUCCUGUGUCUUUUAUUAUUGCAGCCACAAUUGCUAGUAUCAUAUACCAAUUGGUGAAAAGGAGAUUGGGGUCAAAAACAGAGAAGGUUUUUCCUCCCGGACCGGUAAGAUUGCCGGUGUUGGGAAACCUACUUCAGUUAGGCCCUCUACCUCAUCGAGACCUGGCCUUAUUAUGCGACAAGUAUGGGCCGUUGGUCUACCUACGCCUAGGGAGCAUUGAUGCCAUCACCACCAACGACCCCGACAUCAUACGUGAAAUACUUCUUCGACAAGAUGACAUCUUUGCAUCUCGGCCGCGAACCUUGGCCGCGGUGCAUUUGGCCUAUGAUUGCGGCGAUGUUGCACUAGCUCCAUUAGGCCCACAAUGGAAGAGAAUGAGGCGAAUAUGCAUGGAACACUUGCUAACAACAAAACGCCUCGAGUCUUUUGCCAAACAUCGAGCUGAUGAAGCCCAACAUCUUGUACGCGAUGUUUGUGCCAUGGCGCAGACGGGGAAGGCCGUGAACUUGAGAGAAGUGUUGGGUGGGUGGUCUAUGAACAAUGUAACUAGGAUGUUGCUUGGGAAACAAUAUUUUGGGGCAGGAUCGGCAGGUCCACAAGAGGCCAUGGAGUUCAUGCACAUAACUCAUGAGUUAUUUUGGCUGUUGGGGUUGAUAUAUUUGGGAGAUUACUUGCCAAUUUGGAGGUGGGUGGAUCCUUACGGUUGUGAGAAGAAAAUGAGAGAAGUGGAGAAAAGGGUAGAUGAUUUUCAUAGCAAGAUUCUUGAAGAGCAUAGGAGGGUAAGGGUGGAGAAGAGCAAACCAAUUGUUGGAGAGGAAGAUGGGGCAGAAAUGGACUUUGUUGAUGUUUUGUUGUCUUUGCCCGGGGAGGAUGGAAAGAAACACAUGGAGGAUGUGGAAAUCAAAGCUCUAAUACAGGAUAUGAUAGCUGCCGCCACAGACACUUCAGCUGUGACCAACGAAUGGGCGAUGGCCGAGGUGAUCAAGCAUCCACGUGUCCUCCGUAAGAUCCAAGAAGAGCUCGAUACAGUUGUCGGUCAAGAUAGAAUGGUCAACGAAUCAGACCUUCCACACCUUAACUACCUACGCUGCGUCGUACGCGAAACCUUCCGCAUGCAUCCCGCGGGACCCUUCCUAAUUCCUCAUGAGUCAUUGCGCGCCACAUGGAUUAACGGUUACUACAUCCCGGCCAAGACACGUGUCUUCAUCAACACGCAUGGGCUAGGCCGGAACACAAAGCUAUGGGACAAUGUGGAGGAGUUUAGGCCGGAGCGACAUUGGCUCGACGAUGGGGGCAGAGUCGAGAUUAGCCACGGAGCCGAUUUCAAAAUUCUUCCUUUUAGUGCCGGAAAGAGAAAGUGUCCCGGCGCUCCGCUUGGCGUGACUUUGGUCUUGAUGGCUUUGGCUCGGCUUUUUCACUGUUUUGACUGGACACCACCGGAGGGUUUGAGGCCAGAAGAUAUUGAUACCGAAGAGGUUUAUGGGAUGACAAUGCCUAAGGUCCAGCCCUUGAUGGCUGUUGCUAGGCCUCGUUUGACAAACAAUAUAUACGUAUCAUUGAGGGAUACAAAAGAUUUCUCAUGA